This is a messenger RNA of Penicillium argentinense, 252 nucleotides long. RefSeq lists its product as uncharacterized. The record is from RefSeq and is a predicted model, not a curated record. The transcript has a single exon. Bases 1 to 252 code for a protein of 83 amino acids. Lineage: Eukaryota; Fungi; Ascomycota; Eurotiomycetes; Eurotiales; Aspergillaceae.
AUGAGCAUUCCAGACAACGAAACUGCCAAAAACACCUUCCCCGGCGAGACCGACCAGCAAAAGAAACAGUCCUACGUCUCCUGGAUCAAGGACUUUUACAACACUCAGUACGAGAGUUGGAUGCCCUGGAUCGAGGACCAGUAUUUGAGGUGGUUUGGGAGGGGGGAUAAUAAGGCUUCUUAUGCGACGAAGGGUGAGCUUCGGCUCUUUAUCCGAACGCUCGCAAGUAUUAACCUCGACUACGGCGGGUAG